Messenger RNA from Anisakis simplex (herring worm), 1005 nucleotides. The record is from the annotation of a GenBank genome assembly. Lineage: Eukaryota; Metazoa; Nematoda; Chromadorea; Rhabditida; Anisakidae.
AUGUUCGAAUUGUCGAAAAUAUCAGUGGAACAACUCAACGAACGCUUUAGUGCACAAGCGAAAUGGAUUGCAAAUAUUGCGAAAGGAGUGGAUGAUGAGCCUGUGCGUGCACGUGAUAAGCAAACAUCGAUUGCAAUCAGCAAGAAUUUUCCCGGAGUGAAUGCGCUGACGACAACAGAAGAUGUACAGUUUUGGCUGAAUGGACUUGCCAAGGAGCUUGCGAAACGUUUGGUCGAAGAUCAGAUCAAGAAUGAGCGUACCGCGUGUACUCUGCACGUGAGUUGUACCACCGAAUCGCUGUCGAACGGAGCGCAUUUAACAAAGAGUUGUCAGAUUGUUUCGUACGCAUCCGAUGCCAUCUACAACGCAUGUUGGGCGAUCAUGCGGCAUUUCAAUAAAUCCACAGUACCAUCGAAAUGGGAACCAUCCAUAGUGAAUAUUUCGUUAUCGGCAACGAGAUUUCACGAUGGCAUUGAUCAGUCAUCGAAACGUAUCACGGAAUGGAUCAAUCGUAGAGGUGAGCAGUUGGCUGCAGGCAAGGACUCGGAACCAUCCUCACAAUCACUUCAUUCAGCGGUAUCGAAAACGACUACUACACCGAAUACUGCACUUGUUUCAAGUGUUAUGCAAGACUACUGUAUGACGCCUGUGGCUGAAGUUCGGCUGGAUUCACGGCAGAUCGACGACAACAGUGCUAGCGCAGUAGCAGCGAGCAGUAGUGGUGGUGCUUUCCUGCCGAAUUCGUUACAAGAAAUACCACGUGAAAUGUUAGCAGAGAUGCCUGAAGAUAUCAGGAGGGAACUUUCAAUAUAUUAUCAUCAGAAAAAGGUGCAAGAGCGAGGCGCCUUAUCGCCUUCAUCAAAAAGCAAGACGACAUCUUCGCCUUCAUCAACGAAAUCGUCUCAUCGGCGAUCAACAAACAAACGUAUCACUCGAACAUCCUCUAGCACUAACGUCGAACCAAAAAAUAUGAAGAAAAUUUCUGAUUUCUUUAAAAAGACUUGA